UCCAGAACCAGGACUAAACCAGGACUAAACCAAGACUAAACCAGGGACCAAAGCAGGAACUAAACCAGGACUAAACCAGGACUAAACCAGGACCCGGAUCCUUUUCUCUGUGGAUUUAACAGUCUCUUCUUGAACCACGUGGAAUACAAAUUUCCAAAUUUUUUCCUGACCGGACCCUUUUUUCUGGAUUAUUUUUCUUGUAAUUUAUUUUAAAAAAUAAUUUCAGAGGAAUUUUGAAGAAUCUGAAACCACGGUCAUGAAAAUAGAAUAUUUUUAAAGUCCAACAUCCGUGACUUAAAUGUGUCUCUCUAUAAACCUUGGUAAGGUGAUUUAAAGUUCCUGUUUUGCAUAAAACUCUGAAUCUGAAACAGCAAUAAAAAUUCUAAACCAGGACAAAAACUCUUCAAACCAGCAGGAAAAUGAAAUAAAUUAUAACAAAAAUCUGACUUAAAUUUGCUCAGAAAAAUAAACACCAGCUCCUUUUGGACAGUGCCGAUGUUACCUUAAGAUUUAAAACAGGAUUAAACCAGGACUGAACCAGGUCCAACGCAGGUCCAGCGAAGGUCUAAACCAGGUCUAAACCAGGUCUAAACCAGGUCUAAAACAGGACUAACUAAACCAGAACUAAACCAAGACUGAGCCAAGUCUAGAGUAGGAUUAAACCAAAACUAAACCAGGACUAAACCAAAACUAAACCAGGAACAAAAUAGAACUUAACCAGGACUAAUCCAGAACUAAUGUUGAAUUCAACUUUGGCCAAAACAGGAAUUAAUUAAUUUUAUUUUUUUUUCCCCAAGAAACAAAACAAUGUGAACAAUUUGCUUCUGAGACACUUUGGAGACUAAGGAAAACAAAAGUGCAACAGGACUAAACCAGGACUAAACCAGGACUAAACCAGGACUAUUGGAAUUAAAGAGAGUGGAUUCCAGAGAAGAACACAUGGGCCAAACGAUGGAAGGAGAGGCUCUUGAAUAAUUGAUGUCUCUGAGACCAUGGGCCCCCCGCGAGGCCCCUCCCUCUGUCUGCUCCUGCUCCUCCUUGUCGCUUCCACUCAAUGUCGCAAACUGCGGCGUCUAACCCGCAACCACCCGCCGGACCCUCACCCCCACCCGCACCCCCAGAGCCCGACCAACAAACCCAACAUCACGCUGGCCGUCAUCCUGCCGCACAGUAACACCAAGUACCCGUGGGCGUGGCCUCGUAUCGGCAGCGCCAUUGACCGGGCAGUGCGCACGGUGAACUCUGACCCCCAGCUGCUUCCGGGUCACCUGCUCACGUACGUGUUCAAGUCAAGUCAGGACAAACACGGGAUCUGCUCUGAGUCCAUGGCACCGCUGAUGGCGGUGGACCUGAAGUUGGACUAUGACCCGUGGGCCUUCAUCGGGCCCGGCUGCUCCUACGCCGCGUCGCCCGUGGGGCUGUUCGCCGGGCACUGGGACGUUCCCAUGGUAACCGCGGGUGCGCCCGCCGUAGCGUUCUUCGGCGGCGUGUACCCGUCCAUCACUAACACCGGCCCCACCCACAAGAAGCUGGGGCGCUUCGCCCUGCGCCUCUGCGAGCACUUCGGCUGGAGAGAGCACGUCAUGCUCGUGUUCAGCGACAACAAAGUGGACGACCGGCCGUGCUACUUUGCCAUCGAGGGGCUGUACACGGAACUGCAGGGGGUCAAUGUCACUCUAGAAGAACUGGUGUUUGAGGAGAACAAGACCCCCAUCAACUACUCCAACAUCCUGAGCAACAUACAGAGCGAAGGACGAGUCAUGUUCAUCUGCUGCAUGCCUGACGUCUUCAGGAAGUUGAUGGUUGAAUUCCGCUCGGCUGACCUGCCCCAUGAGCAGUACGUCUUCUUCUACAUUGACGUAUUUGGGGACAGUUUGAACUCUGACCCCAAGACGCCCUGGGCCCAAGGGGACGAAGAGGACGCCAUCGCCAAAGAUGCUUUUCAGAACGUGAAGAUCGUGACGUACAGAGAACCACAGAACCCCGAGUACAAAGAGUUCGUCCACAACCUGAAGGAGGACGCCCUGCACAUGUUCAACUACACUGUAGAAGACACACUGAUGAACAUUAUCGCUGGAGGUUUUUACGACGGUCUGAUGCUCUACAUUCACGCUCUGAACGAGUCCCUCACAGAACUCGCCAGAACUGGACCGAACCAGACCCACAGACGGGACCAGAUCCACGGAUUAGACCUGACCCACGAACCAGCGCGUCCCGGAGGACAGGAGGUGACCCGGAGGAUGUGGAACCGCACCUACUACGGAGUGACUGGAGCUCUGCACGUGGACGAGAACGGAGACCGAGAGACGGACUUUGCCCUGUGGGACCUGAGUGACACCAACUCCUCUGUGUAUCAGAUCGUGAUGGUCUUCACUGGGUCAGAUGAGUCUCUGGCCGUUGUCCCUGGAACUCAGCUGCACUGGCUCUCAGGGGCCCCCCCACGAGACGUGCCCCUGUGCGGGUUUAAGAACGACAACCCUCUCUGCCUAGCCAAGACGAUCACGAUCCAUCAGCUCGUGUCCAUCAUCCUCUUCUUUAUCUUCAUCAUGACCCUCACCGUCACUGUCUUCAUCUACAGGAGGAUGAAGCUGGAGAAGGAGCUGGUGGCUCAGCUCUGGAGGAUUCACUGGGAAGACAUCCACAUGAGCAACCUGGAUAAAGUGCUGAGGAGCGGCAGCCGCAUCACCCUCUCCCUGAGAGGCUCAAACUACGGCUCUCUGAUGACCGGCGACGGAAACCUGCAGGUGUUUGCCAAGACCGGAUACUUCAAGGGGAACAUUGUGGCGAUCAAAUACAUAAGCAGGAAGCGAGUGGAGCUGAACAGGAAGGUGCUUUUUGAGCUCAAACAUAUGAGAGACAUUCAGAACGAGCAUCUGACACGUUUCAUCGGCGCCUGCAUCGACCCUCCAAACAUCUGCAUCAUCACAGAGUACUGCCCCCGUGGGAGUCUGCAGGACGUCUUGGAGAACGACAGCAUCACUCUUGACUGGAUGUUCAAGUAUUCACUCAUCAACGACAUAGUCAAGGGCAUGCUGUUCCUCCAUAACAGUGUGAUCGUGUCUCAUGGGAAGCUGAAGUCGUCCAACUGUGUGGUGGACAACCGCUUCGUCCUGAAGAUCACAGACUACGGACUGUCCAGUUUCAGAGCGGACAGUGAGAACGGAAAGGACGCCCACGCAUACUACGCACAGCGCUUGUGGAUGGCUCCUGAGCUGCUGCGUCUGGAGGCUCCGCCCCCUCAGGGCACACAGAAGGGUGACGUCUACAGCUUCGGCAUCGUGCUCCAGGAGGUGGCGCUACGACGAGGCACCUUCUACAUCCAGGGAGACCCGCUCAGCCCUAAAGAGAUCGUGGACCGUGUGGUGCUUGGGGAGUGGCCCUGCCUCAGGCCCACAAUCGACCCUCAGGUCCACAGCCCCGAGCUGGGUACUCUCAUGACCCGCUGUUGGGCCGAAGAGCCCACUGAGAGACCAGACUUCAGCCAGAUCAAAGUCCUGCUGCGCAAACAGAACAAGGAGUCCCGGACAAACAUCUUGGAUAACCUUCUGUCUCGGAUGGAGCAGUACGCCAACAACCUGGAGGAGCUGGUGGAGGAGAGGACUCAGGCCUACCACGAGGAGAAGAGGAAGGCUGAGGCUCUGCUCUACCAGAUACUACCACAUUCGGUGGCGGAGCAGCUGAAGCGUGGGGAGACGGUUCAGGCUGAAGCCUUCGACUCUGUGACCAUUUACUUCAGUGACAUCGUGGGAUUCACGGCCAUCUCUGCAGAGAGCACCCCCAUGGAGGUUGUGACUCUGUUGAACGACCUCUACACCUGCUUUGACGCCAUCAUCGACAACUUCGAUGUUUACAAGGUGGAGACGAUCGGUGACGCGUACAUGGUGGUCUCAGGGUUACCGGUGCGGAACGGGAAACUCCACGGCAGAGAGGUGGCCCGGAUGGCUCUGGCUCUGCUCCAGGCCGUCCACUCCUUCAGGAUACGACACCGACCAGAACUUCAGCUCAAACUGCGCAUCGGCAUCCACAGCGGUCCGGUGUGUGCCGGAGUGGUCGGCCUCAAGAUGCCUCGAUACUGUCUGUUCGGAGACACCGUGAACACGUCAUCACGAAUGGAGUCGACAGGAGAAGCGUUGAAGAUCCAUGUUUCUUCUGCGACCCGCGAUGUUCUCAUGGACUUCAACAGUUUUCAGCUGGAGCUCCGAGGAGAAAUCGACAUCAAGGGGAAGGGCAAGAUGACCACGUACUGGCUGCUCGGGGAAUCGGACCCACAACCUCCCAACGACUGACAAUACAGACCAGCAACUGUGGGAAUUCAACCAGCAACCUGCAAUAUCCUCUGCACCUCUGACCUCUCCUCUGUUCCUCUGACCUUCUCCUCUGUUCUCUGACCUUCUCCUCUGUUCCUCUGACCUUCUCCUCUGUUCCUCUGACCUUCUCUCUCUGUUCCUCUGACCCUCUGUUCUUCUCCUCUGCUCUUCAGACCAUCUCCUCUGCUCCUCUGACCCUCUAUUCUUCUCCUCUGUUCCUCUGUUCCUUUGACCUCCACUGUACCAUAGUUUUACUGUAAAGUUUCUGCUGCGCUAUGGUGACGUUGGCUCAUGGAGUAAGAAUCUUAUCAAAAACAAAGACUUUUAUUUUGAAGGAGCGAUGGACCCACCAAAAAGCAACACAAUAUUAAGGUCACAUGGUACAAAGACUAAACCGGCGGAUCUACACAAAACGUAGAUCCAACCACACACAACAGCGACACUGUGUCUCCCUCUGGGACACAAACAAAGGAUUUUUCAUUUUCCUCGUGGGAUUCUUGGUACAGUUUUGGUGAAUCCUGGAGACGGACUGAACCGGGACUGAACCAGGACUUUUGGAUUCUGUGAAAGACUUGAUGUUCUGUGGUGGAAGACGGUCGUGGUGCACAGAAGCAGAUAUUUUUCUAUAGGCCUAUUCCAGUGUUAACGUGGACUGUAAAAUAUGUAGAAAGUAGAAAUCUAAAUAAACUUAUGUUGGGUCAGAA
Boleophthalmus pectinirostris (great blue-spotted mudskipper) is the source of this 5011-nucleotide messenger RNA. Its product is annotated as atrial natriuretic peptide receptor 1. The record is from RefSeq and is a predicted model, not a curated record. The transcript has 22 exons. Gene Ontology annotation, biological process: receptor guanylyl cyclase signaling pathway; intracellular signal transduction; cGMP biosynthetic process. Gene Ontology annotation, molecular function: guanylate cyclase activity; protein kinase activity; peptide receptor activity. NCBI's taxonomy places the organism in Eukaryota, Metazoa, Chordata, Actinopteri, Gobiiformes, Gobiidae. Bases 993 to 4286 code for a protein of 1097 amino acids. Gene Ontology annotation, cellular component: membrane.